This is a messenger RNA of Selaginella moellendorffii, 2004 nucleotides long. RefSeq names its product guanylate-binding protein 5-like. The transcript has 17 exons. Gene Ontology annotation, molecular function: GTP binding; GTPase activity. The coding region runs from base 25 to 1854 and encodes 609 amino acids. The record is from RefSeq and is a predicted model, not a curated record. Lineage: Eukaryota; Viridiplantae; Streptophyta; Lycopodiopsida; Selaginellales; Selaginellaceae.
UCGAUAAGCGCGCGCCCUAGCGCCAUGGAGCUGAUUCAAAUGCUGUCAAUGCAGGCCCGCGGCGAGGGCGAGCAGCCGAUGGGAUUGCUUCUGCGGCUUCUUUCACUCUGGAUCUUGCUUCUAGGUCUAGCCCGGGCGCGGCCUCUGGAGAUCUUCUCGCAUCAAGCCUUCCCCGUCGUGGAGCCAGAUCCGGGUCACACAAAGCUCGCAAUCUCAAAACAAGGACUGGAGCUCAUCUCAAGCAUAAAGAAUCCAAUUUCCGUGGUUGCGGUCAUAGGUCCCUAUCGAUCGGGAAAAUCAUUUCUUCUAAACCAGCUUCUAUCUCUCACUUGCAAUGAAGGAUUUGGAGUUGGACACUUGCGAGACACGCAGACUCGCGGCAUCUGGCUAUGGGGAGAACCCAUGGAGUUGACAAUUGGCAACUCGGUCACGUCUGUCCUCUUUAUGGAUACGGAGGGAUUCGAAAGCAUAGGAAAAUCAAAUGUCUACGAUGACAGGAUUUUCGCUCUAGCAGCAUUACUUAGCUCAGUUCUUAUUUACAACCUUCCGGAGACGGUCAGGGAAGCAGACAUCUCCAAACUUUCUUUUGCAGUGGAAUUGGGCGAGGAGUUUUAUGGCCGUGUGAAGGGACAUGCAGCCUCGUUCGAACCGUCAAAACUUCUUUGGCUCAUUCAGCGAGAUUUCCUUGAGGGAAAAACUGUACAAGAAAUGGUGAGGGAGGCUCUUCAACCGGUUGUUAAUCCCACCGGAGACAAAGACAUUGAUCAGGUCAAUCGCAUUAGAGAGUCUUUGAGUUUGAUGGCACAAAACAGCACAGCAUUUGGCUUACCGCAGCCUCACCUUCAUCGCACCAAACUAUGUGAGAUGGACGACUCCGAUCUUGAUCCAGAAUACAUCAAACAGCGUGAGAGCCUAAAGGAACUCUUGCGUUCCAUGAUACGGCCUAAGGUGGUGCAAGGGAAAACAGUAACUGGCAAGGAGUUUGCAGCUUUUCUCGAGCAGACGCUGGAAGCUUUGAACGAAGGAGAAUUCCCUUCUGCAGGCUCUGUUGUUGACUCGUUCAAUCGAGUGGUCAUCGACCGAUGCAUGAAAGCUUACAACGAGGAUCUUUCAAAGCUCAAGUUGCCGAUGCCGGAACAGUCGGUUGAAGAUUUUCAUCAAACGACAGCUGCCAAAGUUAUGUUGAUGUUCGAUAAGGCGCGAUUUGGUAGGCGCCGCGGCGAUGGAGCCCUCCAUCUGAUGGAAAGUGAACUAAGUAAGGCUUAUGCUCUAUUAAAAACCGAUAACGACUACGCAUCCUCGAAGAAAUGUGACCGGCACUACACUCUAUGCGAAAACAAGAUUGAAGAGAUGCAAGACUUGCGGCUGCCUUCAAUGGCAAAGUUCACAGCCGGCUUGAAAGAGUGUAACCAGACGUUCGAGCUUAGCUGUAUGGGUCCUUCCAAACCAUCCUAUCGCGAGAGGCUGUCAAAGAUGAUGCUAAGGACGAAAUCUCACUUCGUCGACAACUAUAACCAGAAGCUCUUCAACUGGCUCGUGGUUUUCUCGCUCGUCAUGGUGGUCGUUGGCCGCUUCGUCGUGAAGUUCUUACUGCUCGAAGUGGCCGCAUGGGGACUGUUCGUGUUCUUGGAGACUUACACGAGGAUUUUCUGGUCGGCGGAGCUGCUGUAUUACAAUCCAGUGUGGCAAACGAUUGUCGCAGUCUGGGAGACGACAGUUUAUAGCCCAAUCUUAGACAUGGACAGGUGGUUGAUACCUCUAGCUUGGUUGGCGCUUUUAGCAGUGAUCUAUUGGCGAUUUCGGAGGAGAAAGAGAGCUGCCGCUUUGCAGUCACGAUUGCGUCACAUGGUAUGAGCUCACAGUUUCGUUUACUAUCUUCCUGGUGGUCGUUGGGGCAUGGCAUAUCCCCUGAGAGCUAUCACACUUUUUUCUCCUUAAGUUUUGUCAAUGACGUAAUCGAUUUGAUAUAUUUUCUGCAAACACCAUGACACUCUCAUUUUCAUA